GAGUGCAUGUGAGUGCGUAUGCGAUCGCGGCGGACGUAUACUCGCGGCGCGCGCGCUCCUCGCCGAAAGAGAGUUGCAUUUAUUCGGGCGCACCCUGUCGCCGGCGUUACAACCACCGUACUGCACACGCACGUCGCUCGUACAACCAGCGCAUACGUCACAUUCACCGCCGACAGUCGAAAACACGACGACGACGACUUACUACGCGCACCGCCGGCCCCCGCCACGAACGUCAUCUUUUUUUCUUUUUUUUUUUUUUUUUUUAUCUGUACUUAUUUAAUCUAUCGUUAAAUACGUAAACACGUUCGAGUUGAAAUACAUUUUUAAAUAUAUAUUUAUAUAUAUUUAUUUAUUUUAAAUUUUUUUUUUCUUCUCAAAACACCGUCUUUUAUUUAAUAUAUUAUUUUUUAUAUUGCUCCGAGAAUUGUUUUGAGAUAUUGUUUUGUCGUACGAUUUAAAAUUUGUUUUUCGCCAAAAACCGUUUUUCAUCGCCGUCGUCACUUCUAUUCACGUACACUACGAACCGCGCUCGCGCCCAAUUUGUCGUCCUCGGAUCGAGCUGGACGUGAGAUUUGCAGUGGUCUUCCGGUUGACCAGGAAAUGCAUCUCGGUUUUUAAAAAUUCAGCCAGAAAUUAAAUUUUGUUGUUCAAAAUGACUAAUAAUCAAAUGAAUACAAUUUCUGGUCAGGACCAACAAUACUGUUUGAGAUGGAAUAAUCACCAGACAAAUCUAACAAAUGUAUUUGUUCAACUAUUUCAAUCUGAAGAAUUUACUGAUACUACAUUAUUUUGUGAGGGUGGGCCACCAGUUAAAUGUCAUAAAAUGGUGUUAGCUGCAUGUUCUUCGUACUUUCAGUCAGUAUUUGCUGAAGUACCUGGUAAACAUUCUGCAGUUGUUUUGAAAGAUGUUGGCCAUGCUGAAAUGAAAGCUAUACUGGACUAUAUGUACAAAGGUGAAGUGAAUAUUGCGCAUGACCAAUUAGCUGCUCUACUCAAAGUCGCAGAGAUGCUUAAAGUUAAAGGGCUUGUUCAAGAUAAUUCACACAAAACGGAAAGACCAAUAACGCCUGCUGUUGAAGAAGAUCGCAAUAUAAUUAGUACUUCAUCUCCAAAUCAUGUAUCACCAGAUGGUAAUACGAGUACGACCAAAGAUCUUGCCAUUAAUAUUAACAACAACAAUGAACAAAAUGAUUCACCUCCACACAGUACUGGUAUAAACCACCAAUCACCAUUCUAUAAUAAGAAUUAUUAUGGAAAAUCUCCACCAUUAACAACUGAACAUAGUAGACCUGGAAGAAGUAAUGUUCCGAUGUGGCCAAUACCUGCUUUACAGAUGACAUCAACACCUGUGACUAAUGCUAUGUUUGGAGGUAGUUAUGAUGCUAUGAUCGCAGGAUAUCCAGGAAUGUCACCAUUGCGCCGUAAAAAGCUAUCUAGUAUGUUGAUGGGUCGAGACACACCAAUAUUAAGGACUGUUCUUGGUCAGGGGCAAGCUGAUUCUUCACAGCAACUCCCUCCUAUUAUGUAUGGUUCUGAAGCUAUAGAACACCAAAGACCCCAGUCUAAUGGAUCUGAAUAUGGUAGUCAAUUUUCAAAGAUCAAAGUAGAAGGGUCAGAACAUAAUUCUCCAUAUCCUCCAGAUUUGUCCAUGAAUGAUGAUGAAGAAAAUAUGAGGAUUGGAAAAUUGAAUAAUUCAUCUUCACCUCAAUCAAUGUAUGGUGAUUCAAAAGGUGGUGUUGUAACUCCAGGGAUUGCAACUUAUGUUCCUUCUCAUAAACCAGAAUGGAAAAGAUAUAAACAAUACACAAGACAAGAUAUUAUGUCUGCAAUAGACGCUGUGCGAACUGGCAUGAGUGCCUUACAAGCUUCACGAAAAUUUGGAGUUCCAUCUCGUACCCUUUAUGACAAAGUGAAGAAACUUGGAAUAACUACAAGCCGUCCAUUUCGCAGAUCAGGAGUUAAUAACGGAAACCUUGGAUUUGGAUAUGGAUUAGGGCCUGGUACUAGUAGUGUAAUGUUUUCAAGUCAAAUGUCUGGAGCUGAAGAUGAAUCUGGUCAUUCUUCAGCUAUGGAACAUGCAACCGCUGGUUUCUUACACCACGCUCUUGGAUUAUCUGGAGUCUCUAUAAAGUCUGAUCAUGAAACUUCUAACAAUGGAAAUUCACCUCAUUCGGAUAGAAUGGAUGAUGGAGGUUCACCAUGUAGUCCAGAACUAAUAAAAUAUGCUGGACAUCGGGAGGAUAUUAGAUCGCCAACUCCAACAGAAAAUGAUGAUCAAGCACAAGAUUUAUCUGUAUCUCGUAAAUCUGAGUCGUCACCAAUGCAAACAACUCCUACAUCUAGAGUUAUUAUGGGACCACUUAAUCAAACUGUUAGCUGUCCCGUGUUAGCUGCUGGUAAUGAUGAUAGGGACUGAAUUUAUUUUUAUUGGAUGGGCAGUAUGUGCAAUUCGAAUUCAAUAAUUGAAUUUUACUGAAACCCAAAUGUUAGUUUCUAAGCUAUUUGAAGACAACCAGCCCUUUUUAGUUUAAGUUAUGUCAUAAAAUUAGCAUUUACGGUAAAAGACAUACCAGGGUUAGUUGGUGCGGAAAAAGUUGUACAGUUGAGAAACUUGUACUUCUUACUUUCUUUUAAAAUUGAAUUAUUUUUUAAAAGUUGACACUAUUUUAUUUUAUUUGAUAAUUUUCUUUUUUGAGUAAGUCGAAUUUGCAAAUAUUGGGUAUAACCUAGGUAUAAUUACGUAAAAUUAAUUUUUUUAUGUGAAUUCCAAGUCUGAAAAAUUUAAAUCAAAACAUUGCUUCAGGUAGCUAAUUAAAUGGUUAUAUCUUGAAAUAUCUGAUACCAGGUUACAGUUUAUAAAUGCCAUUUAAUCCCAAAAAACUGCUCAAUUAUCGUUAUAUAAGAGUUCCUUGUAUCAAAAUCUAUUUAAAGUCGUAGAUACCGAAUGUAAAUAACUCAAUAAUUACAAAGCUAAUCCACUCAAUUUUCACUUAAUUGAUUCCCUCCAUUUAUUA
Sipha flava (yellow sugarcane aphid) is the source of this 3014-nucleotide messenger RNA. RefSeq names its product broad-complex core protein isoforms 1/2/3/4/5-like. Gene Ontology annotation, molecular function: DNA binding; protein binding. The coding region runs from base 653 to 2416 and encodes 587 amino acids. The transcript is spliced from 5 exons. Gene Ontology annotation, cellular component: nucleus. The record is from RefSeq and is a predicted model, not a curated record. Gene Ontology annotation, biological process: regulation of transcription by RNA polymerase II. NCBI's taxonomy places the organism in Eukaryota, Metazoa, Arthropoda, Insecta, Hemiptera, Aphididae.